AUGCCCAAUGGGAUAAACAGGAGCCUAUUUGUACUCACCAAGAAACGACGACCAAAGCUGUCAACUCGGAUUCAGGAGAGGAACAAGAAGAAGUGCGACGAGAAACGGCCGACCUGCUCGCGUUGCUCAGAGCAAGGUGUUGAGUGUGUGUACGGGACUGUGAAACCAAGACAGCGAAAACGACGUGAAUCUGCACCGCACGCGGCAGCGGGUACAUCUUCCGAACACUACUCGGGAGCUCGACGACUAUCUGAACUCAGCUAUUACAGUCACAACUCUAGUUAUCUCGGUUGGGGUGUCGAGAACCGUGGUCAAGACUUGACGCGUUACGGGGAGCCGCCAGCUGUUAUCUUCAACACUCAUUUCUCCCUCGGCGAGUACCCUCCCAUCGACAUCUUGGACGACUACCCCAACGAGGCCCCGCAAGAAUCGCCAAACGGAGGAAGCCCGGAGGCCGAUGCCCCCGCUGACGAUGAAGGGGCCUCACCUGCCGCCGGGCCGAUAUCACCACGAGCUGCAUCGAAGGCGCCUCCUGACUUGGCCAUGAUUGCGCCAUGUUCUGUAGCGUCGCCGCUUCAAGAGUUUCACGCCCCCGCCUUUACCGAGUUCACCGAGCGUCCGAACCGCAGGGCGCUGAUCGAUCACUUUUGCAACGUCUUGUCACAUCUCAUCGUCUUUCGCGAGGAGACGGGCAAUCCGUUUCAGCAAUUGAUACUCCCGCUCACACGCAAGAGCCCACCGGUGCUCAACUCGAUCCUUGCGCUUUCGUGCGCCCACCUCGAGUAUCGCGGGAUUGAGAACUCGGAAAAGUCUCUUUACUUUCACAACCAGGCCAUACAGGGCGUGGCGCAGAUGAUUGCGCAAAAGGAAAAGGCCAACCGGACGGACAUUCUGGCGGCCAUAAUGCUGCUUGUGUAUUAUGAAUGCCUCGUCCAAAAAGGCCGCUCCAACAUCGUAGCCGGCCACCUAAAGGGCGCCCUGACAAUAAUGUGCAGCACCGACGACCUGCUCGACCCGGCAGGCGUCUUUCUCGAGAGAGCCUUUCGGUUCUACGACGUGAUCACUGCUUUAUCAAACAACACCUCCCCGAUCAGCACCACCCCCUCCCCGGGCGGCCUGCUCCCCUUCUCCCCCAUCGGCGCGACGCCCACCUCCCCGCUGAGCAACAUUGACACUCUACUGGGCAUGUCAACCACCCUCUGGCCCAUCAUCCACCGACUCUCGGGCCUCUCCUCCCUCAAAUCCUCCCUCAACCACGCCAUCUCGUCCGACUCCUCCCCGACAAAGAUUGCCGUCUUGAGAACAGAAUUCAGCUCCACGGCACAGGCGAUCGAGGCAGCGUUGAACAACUGGCAGCCGCAGCUGCCUGCUGACUUUACGCCUCCGGAGGGGAAUGAUGAUCCUGAAGCGGACCCGGUGCCUGUUGUGGCUAUCAGGGGAAAGUCGAGUAAUAUCCCGAGCAUAUACCACAACUCGCUUGCGUACCGGCAUGCUUCUUUGCUUUAUUUGUAUCGGACCAUUCUCGGGUAUGGGAGGGGCCAUGGGCUUGUGAGGAGGCACACGAGGUUGACGCUGAAGAAUUGUGUGGCCACUGUUGGGCAUAGGGGGCCGAUGUCGGCUUUGCUUUGGCCGUUGUUUGUGGCUGCUUGUGAGGCGGGGGAGGGGAGGGAUAGGGAGUUGGCGAGGGAGGCGUUCGAGAAGGUGGAACGAAGGCAGGGGAUGAGGAAUAUUGGAAGGGCGUGGGAGGUUGUGGGUGAGGUUUGGAGACGGGUGGAUGAGGAGGAGAAGGGGAAGGAGAAGGAGAAGGAGGAAGGGGGGAAGGCAAAGGGGAAGGAGGAGGAGAGGGAGGAGCUGUGGAGGACUGUUUGUAGGGAGAUGGAGGUUAGUUUGGUUUUCGGGUGA
Molecule: messenger RNA, 1902 nt
Organism: Podospora pseudocomata
Lineage: Eukaryota; Fungi; Ascomycota; Sordariomycetes; Sordariales; Podosporaceae
Exons: 4
Coding region: 1-1902 (633 amino acids)
Biological process (GO): positive regulation of transcription by RNA polymerase II
Cellular component (GO): nucleus
Molecular function (GO): transcription cis-regulatory region binding; zinc ion binding; DNA-binding transcription factor activity, RNA polymerase II-specific
Source: RefSeq, a predicted model, not a curated record